AUGGCUAGCACAUGCUUUGAGGCCAGUAGCUGCCAGAGAGCCUUCCCAGGGCCCCCAAAGAUAUCCACCUACAAGACAUGUGCCAACCCCAGUUGGACCUCUGCCUCAAUCCUGUACAAACCUCCCUGCUGCAAGACCCUUUUGGAUGUCCAGUACCAACAAGUUUUGCAAGGACCAAGUGUAGCAGUAGCAUGUGGUGAUGAUUUCACUUAUGUUGAACAAGACCUGUUUGGAACUGGUGAGUUAAUUGAUCCUUUGGGCCUCACAUUGGGAGGCUGUGAUGUCAAAGGGGAAGGCCCUGCUGCUCAGGUUCUUGUACUGGAGUCAGAUCUGCAUGCUUGCAACAGUGCCUUAAGACUGACUGAGGAUGAGCUGGAGCUCUAUGGCUUCACCCUUACAUAUGCACCAGCUGCUUCUUCCACUGGUGCUCCAAUUUUAAGAACCUCUGGUGCUGUAAUUGGUCUUUGUCACUAUCCAAGGGGUCAUACUGUGAGCAGUAAUGCUUUGCUGCCUGAUUGGAUGCCACAUGCUUCUACUGAAGUAGGAGAGGAAAGACUUAUCUUCUCCCUGAGGCUCAUGAUGGGUGACUGGAUGUUUGAAACCAUCAAUGUUGAGGAAUCUGUGAUGUAGUUCAACCAUGUGCCCCUUCCCGUCCACUUGGACAGCUGUGUGGCCACUGUAGUCCCUGAUAUUAAUGCAGUCCCCAGAUAUUCCUUCAUUGACAACGAUGGGUGCUUACUUGAUGGUAAGAUUACAGGCCCAAGUUCUCACUGCUUGUCUCAAACUUAAGCCGACAAGCUACAGGUUCAGCUGGAGGCGCUCUGCUUUAGGAAGACUUCAGUGUACAUCACCUGCUUCUUGAAGGCCAAUGCAACUUCUUCCCCUGUUGAUGCUGAGCACAAGGCUUGCUCUUUGACAAUGGAUAUGUUGCUGUUGCACUAA
Molecule: messenger RNA, 942 nt
Organism: Colossoma macropomum (tambaqui)
Lineage: Eukaryota; Metazoa; Chordata; Actinopteri; Characiformes; Serrasalmidae
Gene: zp3e
Product: zona pellucida glycoprotein 3e
Biological process (GO): egg coat formation; positive regulation of acrosome reaction; binding of sperm to zona pellucida
Cellular component (GO): extracellular matrix
Molecular function (GO): acrosin binding
Source: RefSeq, a predicted model, not a curated record